AUGAAACAAGUCGAGAAGCAAGUAGUGAAACCCAUCUACGAGGUGGUUGAGAAGUUAGUGGAGGUUCCCAUUUCAACCAUUGAAGAACAGAUUGUUGAGGUUCCUAAAGUGGAGUACAUGGAGUGUAUCCGCGAGGUGCCACGACCCGAAUUGCAGAAAGCACAGAAGCAGGUGGAAAAGCCGGUUAUGCAAUGCGUUGAAAAGGUUGUGGAGGUGCCUCAAUAUACCAUUCAGGAGUCUAUUGUGGAGGUUCCUGUCACUGAGACUCACGAGAUUGUGAAGCAGGUCCCAAGUAUUGAAGUGCAGACAGUGGACAAAGAGGUCAAGAAGAAGGAGAUACACUAUGUGGAGAAAAUUGUAGAGGUGCCUCAGGUGAUCUAUGAGGAGCGGAUCAUAGAAGUUCCAAAGAUUGAGUACCGAGAAGUCAUCAAGCAGGUCCCAAAGCCAGAAGUUCAGUAUAUAGACAAAAAGGUACCAAAGCACAUCAUCGAGUAUGUGGAGAAGAUCGUGGAGGUGCCCCAAGUGGUGUACGAAGAGCGCGUCGUGGAAGUGCCUCAAAUGCACCAUGUAGAGGCUAUCACUGAGGUUCCAAAGCCUCAGAUGCAAAGAGUUGAGAAGAAGAUUCCGAAGAUACAGCUUCGGGCACAAGAACGAGUGGUCGAAGUGCCUGUGACCUUGAAGGUAGAGCAACCAGUGGAGGUUCCUCAAGUGCUGGUGGCCGAGCAGGUGAAGCAGGUGCCCAGUACCGAAGUACAGUAUGUGGACCGGGAGGUGCCCAACAUUACAUAUCAGGCUCUGGAACAGAUUGUGGAAGUGCCACAAGUUAUCAAGGAAGAGCGCCUGGUGGAAGUACCACAAGUGCAAGUAGCAGAGUUUAUCAAACAGGUGCCAAAGCAACAGGUCCAAGAAAUUCCAAAGCACAUCCCCAAAGUAGAGAUGCGCUGCGUUGAAAAGAUUCAAAAUGUACCUGUGAAGCUUAUGCAGGAAGUUGCGGUGGAAGUUCCACAGGUGCUGCGCCAUGAAGUCAUUUCUCAGGUCUCACAGCAGACGGAACAGCGUGUUGUCCAAGCUGCUGAAGAGUAUGAACGAUUUGUGAACCGCGAUGAAGUCGUGGUCGGGGAGCAGGAGAGUCAGUUUGGAGGUGCCUACGAAGCCAAAGUUGUUGGAGUUGGGCCGAUCUCCCCUUCCACUGCCUCUGCUGAGAUGUAUGAGCGCGGCCAAGUAUCUCAUGUGAAAAGUACUGAGGUGCGACAAGGCACGGCGUCAGCGCAAGCAUCAGGACUAGCAUCAGGCUGUGCUGGGUAUGGCUCAGCACAGCGUGCUGGUGACCUGUUCACUGCGCUUGAUACAAACGGUGAUGGUGUGCUAAGUAGAGAAGAGAUGGCUGCUCUGCGAACAGGCCCUAGCACUCAAGGAAUGCGAGCACCUGUUACUAUGGCCGCACCAAUGGCCUAUGCUGGGGCUGUUGGUGCCCCUGCAGCGAUGGGACAGGUGACUUACACAGCUCCUCCAGUCUAUGCGCAUCCCAUGGCAAUGGGCCCUGUGACUCGUGCUCCGGGCCCUCCUGUGACGUACGGAGCGGCUUGUGGAUCUGGAGCCUGUGUGACCUAUGGGCAGGGCUGUCAAGGCUGUCAGGGCUCCUCAGCCUCCAUGCGGGGAGGUGACUUGUUCUCUGCACUUGACACCAACGGAGAUGGAGUUCUCAGCAGAGAAGAGAUGGCUGCGCUGCAACCUGCCCCGCGACCGGCUCAAGGAGUCAGUUUCGGUGGCGCUGUGACGUAUGUAUGCUUUUUCACCUCCUACCGCUACUUGGAGCAAGUUCUGGAGAAGUGGUAUGAGACUGGUGUUAUCUCCAGGGUGCUGCAGCACAAGCUCCUCUUCAUCGAGACUGCGGCUUCUUGGCUGCGCAUUGCAAAAGCUGAAGGCUACGUGACCCCAGUUGAGGAUGUGGUGGCCACGACCUAUGCACUGAACCUGUAUCGUCAGGUCAGAGCCUAG
Messenger RNA from Cladocopium goreaui, 1998 nucleotides. The record is from the annotation of a GenBank genome assembly. Lineage: Eukaryota; Dinophyceae; Suessiales; Symbiodiniaceae.